CUGUCCAAAAUGGCGGAGAUUUUGACAUUGGAGGAAAAUGAAAUAGUUACACAAAAAAGUGAUACUGACGCCAUUAAUGAGCAGCCAAAAGACGAAGAAAGAAUAUUGCCAGAGAUCACGGACAAAACAGAAACUGUCCAAGUGGAAGAUGCUAGUGAAGUAAAAAUUGUCAUGGAAGACAUUGAAACUACAACUCAAGAGCCAACCGUCAACAAUGUUGAUAAACAAAUGCUUGUUACCAAGCAACAGUCACACAUCACCAAUAGUGGUCUGAGAGUGACCAGCAGUCAAUCAAGUGUGGUACGUCCUGCCCCGCCUGCAUACACAAGCAAAAGUAGAACCGAGACCACAAAACUUGGACGAAAAGGCAAAAGGAAGUUUGAUGCCAGCCAAGGUGCUUCCGCAACCAAGAAAUCGAAAGGGGAAACUGCCCAACAAAGACUACCGAUCCACGGUUAUCCAUUGGAACAUCCAUUUAAUAAGGAUGGCUAUCGUUACAUAUUAGCAGAGGAGGACCCCAACGCACCCAAGUCGAACUUCGACGUGGAAUCGUGGGCGGGAAAACCGAUUCCUGGAGAGUUAUACCGCGUCGCUUUGCAUCACAAAGUUUAUCUUGCUUCGCACGACCGAGCACCUCAAGUAAAGAUGUCUGAAGAUCGACUGUCUGUUACCGGAGAUAAAGGUUACAGUAUGGCGAGAGCAACUCAUGGUGUUAAUCGUGGAAAUUGGUUUUUUGAAGUGACGGUAGAGGAUAUGCCUGCAGGCUCUGCAUCGAGGAUUGGAUGGUCGCAACUUUACGGCAAUCUUCAAGCUCCAUUAGGUUAUGAUAAAUUUGGCUAUAGCAUUCGGAGUAGAAAGGGGACAGUCUUUCAUCAGAGUCGAGGAAAGCACUAUAGCGAUGGUUAUUCCAAGGGAGAUGUCAUUGGAAUUUUCAUUAGUUUACCCGAGGAGAACCGUUUAGCAGCCUCGUUUCUUCCUCCAACUUACAAAGCCAACGCACUGAUUAAAUUUAAAGGAUUUCUUUACUAUGAAGAGAAGGAUCGCGUCGAUCAGACGGAAAAGGAACUCACGCCGCUUGAAGGCAGCAAGAUUGUAUUCUAUCAAAAUGGCGAAUCAAAGGGUGUCGCCUUUGAGAAUGUUUACACCGGUACUUACUACCCAGCGGUAUCGCUGUAUAAAAAUGCUACGGUGUCGGUGAAUUUCGGACCGCAUUUUAAGUUUCCUCCCAAAGACGUGGAGUUUAGAUCGCUUUCAGAAAAGCCAGAAGACUUGUUCAUGGAGCAGUCGUUGAGUGAUUUGAUCUUCAAUGUCGAUUUUCUAAACAAUCCAACGGACUCCUUGGAAAAACUUCCACUGUACGCAAACAUGAAGAAGAAAUGAAAGCAACGAAAUAGGAUACGUUAGACCAAACACUCGCGAACGAUAUUUAAAACUUGCAAAUGAGAAUGAAUGUAGAUAUAAGUUGUGAUUUCUCGAUUGAAUUUAAAGCCCUCCCAAAAAACUAUGACGAGGGUCCUUUUUCCUGUGUUUAUUUUACUAAGUUAUUGGAAACUUUCCUCUGCCUAGAAAUAAAGUCAACCAUUACUGAUGAGGUGUUUGCUUUUUGGUUACAAAGUUUCAGACACCGUCAGAAAGUAUAAUUUAAGGUUCCAAGUGUUUGACAUCAAUAACAAAAAACGAUGGAAGUUUGGACGCAAAAGUAAUCAAAAUGUUAAGAAUGAUAUUCGGUGUUUCCUGAAAAGACAGUUAAAGGAAUAAGGAAGAACAAAGGUAAAAAUAGCGUAGGAAAAGUUGUGCAACAAAGUAAACUGAGAACGAAUUUUUGCGUGAAGAAGAAAGAACGAAGAAACCACUAAAUGGAGGAAUGAAGGAGAGGUAGAGGGCGACUGGAAACUUAAAGAAAAAGAUCCUCCGGGGCCGAAUGAAGUAGAGAAAAGGGAUCAUCACUAUCAACCGUGUAAAAGAUAUGGUGUUGUCAUAGAAGAAGAAGAACUUAUCAUUAUAUAUGUGUAUUGUCUGUGAGCAUUUUUGAAUAUGGCACAGGGCGAGACCCCACUGUAAAACACUCAAGUUAUGUGCUCAUCGUCGUGAAAAAGAAAAAAGAAAAUAAACUUUGUUCUAAAAUGCUUAUAAUUUCUCAUUGAUGGUUGCUUUUGAUUGGUCAAGUCUGAAAGCCAUGGCAACGAGAUCUAAAACGUGCUUGUCGCGGGGUCUUUUCUUUUUUUAUCGUGACUCGUGUCCAAACGAAUUAAUGAAGUUGGAAUUUGAGAUUACUGUGUAAAGAAAUGCUUUCUUAGAGUUUUAGUUUUAUCCUUGUCAGAUUCCAGGCUUUCUCAAGUUGAAAACUACGCGGAGUGCUCGAAAUAAAUAAAAGAAAAGGAGUUUUAAUUCCUUUAUUAAACAAAGGCAGCGAUGGCAACAUGGCGCCGUAGACACUUCACAAAGUCGUCUGGUAUUAAAACUGGCUAUUAAAGUGGAGUUGCUAGGAUGUGUAAUGUAUUGGGUCUGAACUUUGAAGAGAUAGAUUUGGAUGGCACUGUGAACGUUGAACAGUUGAAGCUGUGAAUGAAGAAUGAAGAAUGAAAACUCACUGACGGUAAAACUGGUAUACUGUAGAACCUGUGUUGUGAAAAGCGCGCCAAAUUAUUUACAGGCUUUUUGCUAUCGCAAAAUAUCUAGCGUUAAAAAAUUACUGCCAAAGUUACUUUUGAGCAUGAUAGCAUUUGCAAAUGAUUUUAAAAAGUUUCGUCUUUAUGCAUGGGUAAACUUUACAAGAGACUAGAAGUGCCUAGUAAGGAUCCAAGAUGGUGCUCAAAAUUGUCCGAAUGUUGCGUAAUGUCUUAGAUAAACCACCUGCUUUUCUGAUAUUUUGUGUAUAAGUAUGAGUCUUGAUAAAGGAGAAAAUUUACUUUGAAAAAUCUUUAAAACAUACUCCGAAUAAAAGGUGCAUGUUUAACUUUAAUAUUUGACAAACAAACAAGACAGUUUUUAAUGCAGUAAUAUUUUAAAUUUAUUGCAAAUUCAUCAUCAGACUCCUCUAUUUGUUUGAACCAUUCGUUUUGAAGGUGAUAAGAAUGACAAUUUAGAUUGUGGAAUUUUUGAAAAGUUAGUACUACAGUUAAACUUUAAUUCCUACGAUCGCAUAGCUCAUUUUUAUUUACAUAUUAAAAUCUCCUUACCAAGCAUGCAAAAAUUGCAAGAGUACAUGUUAAUCCCCUGUAAAAGGACAAUCCAAAAGUAAAAAACGAAAACAGCUUCUCCUGUUCUCCAGGAUAGGUUUUGCAAUUUUCCUGCUGUAUAGCAAAGAUAAAUAAAUAAAUAGAUAAAUAG
Xenia sp. Carnegie-2017 is the source of this 3330-nucleotide messenger RNA. RefSeq names its product set1/Ash2 histone methyltransferase complex subunit ASH2-like. The transcript is spliced from 16 exons. Gene Ontology annotation, cellular component: Set1C/COMPASS complex. Lineage: Eukaryota; Metazoa; Cnidaria; Anthozoa; Malacalcyonacea; Xeniidae. The record is from RefSeq and is a predicted model, not a curated record. The coding region runs from base 10 to 1380 and encodes 456 amino acids. Gene Ontology annotation, molecular function: protein binding; transcription cis-regulatory region binding.